CAUAGGAAGCGGGGAAAACAACACCAGCGACGCAACCCAGAAGCCAGAGCACGGUGACAGGCCAGACAGACGGAGAAAAUCACCGCUUCAUACGAAUAUCUGCAGGGUGGACGGGCCUUUGCUGCAACCAGCCCAUGCGGUCUGCUCGUACCCACGCAGGAUCCCCGGGCCCCUCUCUUCCCCCUCUCACCAAGUGUGGCAAAGAGAGAGGGGAAAGUCUAUUGAUUGCUGUUGGUGGGGGAGGGGCAAGUCAUGAUUCAACCCUAGCCGGCAAUGCAAGAUACAGGUUGAAGGAUCGGCAAAGCGAGAACGGGACAGACAAUUCCAUCGUAUUCUCUUCUGUCUAUGUUUCACUCCUUUACUUUCCCCUCUUUCUCUUCGCGUCAUCCUGCCUGCGUUUUUCCUUUCUUUUUCCUUUGACUUUCUUUGGUGUCCACCGGACGAGGUGCACGGAAUCCUACACAACAUUAUGCGCGGUUAAUACUUUUCUGCGGAACUCGACUUGUGCGGUAUUUCCCACAAAACCAGCAAGCCUGUACUCUCCAAACGAUGAUGCAGAUAUACUGAGCCGAUGCCUUCUCGGUCGGCUUUUUGCAGCCUUGAUGACGAACCUUGCUCCUGCUAUGGUUGGCCCACGCAGGUGCUGUUCAUCAGCAUCUCAAAAGUUCAUCAGGUGAUGGCCUUAAGAUAUACGUUGCCAGCCUUUCUAUUGUGUUAUGCUACCUCCGGGCUCUUACACAGCAGAAGAACCCUACCAGGUCCUAGCAUUGAAAUGCCCAUAGAUACGGAAGGGGUGUGGGCUUAGAGGUGACGCCCCUGUUCCUUCAUUAGACAUGCUGCACCACUG
Aspergillus homomorphus CBS 101889 is the source of this 847-nucleotide messenger RNA. RefSeq lists its product as uncharacterized. The coding region runs from base 135 to 677 and encodes 180 amino acids. The transcript is spliced from 3 exons. The record is from RefSeq and is a predicted model, not a curated record. Lineage: Eukaryota; Fungi; Ascomycota; Eurotiomycetes; Eurotiales; Aspergillaceae.